Molecule: messenger RNA, 4297 nt
Organism: Acanthaster planci (crown-of-thorns starfish)
Lineage: Eukaryota; Metazoa; Echinodermata; Asteroidea; Valvatida; Acanthasteridae
Source: RefSeq, a predicted model, not a curated record
GACUUGUAAUUUUAAGGACUGAGUAUAUACAUGUGUGCAUCAUAAGAUGGGCUGCCACACUGAGAUGUCCUCAGAAGCAGAGCAAAGUCUUCAUUGCUGAGUAUGCAGCAUUUAUUUAGUUUAACUUGGUACAAUCAACUACAGCUAAGAACUAAACGGUUAAGAAUUUGGACAGAGCUUAUGAGGUGCCUCAAUGUUACUGGGAACUCAAGCAGAUUCUUAAAGGUGACAAAGAUUUCCAGCUUUUGUAAUGGCGCACUUAGUCAGUCAAAGUACUACCCAGCUACAGUUGAAUCCUCAAGAACUAGCCCUCUUUAUUGCUCAACAAGCAAAUACCCAAGCCGCUUUAGACAGGAGGAACGAGGCUUUCAAGAAGCUGGUGGUCGAGGUGCAAACGAGCAAGGAGGAUGCAGAACGUUACCGUCAAAAGGCCAGAUACCUAGAGUUGGACGUGGCUCGGACUGAUGCCCACCUGGCUAAGAUGCAGCAGUCAUUUGCGCAGGAGCAGCAAAAGAAUGCAAAACUUACUGCCAGAUUGGACGAAGUGCAAAGAGGAGAGAAGAUUUUUGAUAGAUGCCGCACAGAGGAAGAAGAGGAGGAGGGCAGGAUGGAUAAGAUCUACCCCCAUGGGGAGAUCCACAAGCCUCAUCAAAGGACCAACAAGGAUCAACACAAGGGCUAUCGCGGCCAGCGUGGUGAUGAGCAAACAAAUCGUGCUGCCCCUUUCCAGGCCCUGCACGGUGUGUCCUACGAGCACCAUGAGCUCCUGCUGCAGCAGAUGGUGAGGAUGAAGCAGGAACUGACCCGACUGGCAGAGAAGAACGGCCAAGACGUGGACAAAAUCCUGGAAGCAGCACGAUACAAGGAGAUUAUCGAGAAGCUGCAGGAAGACAUUCAGGAGAAGGCGAACGAGAACGAGCAACUUUUGGAGAAGAUUCAACAACUGUGCACCGAGGAUGAGGGGCCCAUGAGUGAAAUAGUCAAGCUGCAAUUCAUGAACGAGAAACUCCAAAAGAAAUUGAACCUGAGCCAAGUCAUGAUUGACACCCUAUCCAAACGCUGCGAGGAGCUGAAGGAGGAGCACAAGAAGGCUGCCCCACCUAACCAGAAGGAAGACGGCCACGCCCCUGACGAUUCCAAAGUCUUUGUGCCCAUCCACAAGGAGGAAAAGACCGAGAGUGCCACCGAGGGGCAGGAUAUGGUUGAUGGGGGCGUGUCUGUGAAACAGCUUGAGCAACAGAAUAAGCGACUCAAUGAUGAGAUGGGACUCCUGGACACCCAGCUGAAGCAGGUGACCGCGGACAACAAGCUGCUGGUCAAAGAGCGCCAAGAUGCCGAAAAGCAAAGAGAGAUUUUCGAGCAGCGCUACAACGAACUGAUGCAGACACUGCAAGACAUCCAGCAGAAGCAGCGGCAGUGCUCCAAGUGUCGCAGCCUGGAGCUGGAGAUCACCAAACUCCGACGAGAGAUGACCGACCUCAAGGAUAUCAACGAGCUAGUGCAAGCCCAGAUGAAGCUGUACGAAGAAGACCUCCGACAAGAACAGAUGGAGGCAGCCAGCCAAAAGCAGAAGAACAACUUCCACAUCGAGCAGUGGAAGAAGAAUUGCCAGCGGAUGGGUCAACAGGUAGAUCUCCUGACUGCUGAUCUCCGCAAAGAACGGGAGGAGAUCCGGAAGCUGAAGUAUCAACUGAGCGUGCUCAAAUCGCAAGGGGGCCGGCCUGCCAUGUCCCUGGCAGCGAACUUCGCCAACUCCCGCUGUGCCCCGCUGGGCCCCAAGAGUUCCCCUUGGCAGGAGGGAUUCCAUGACAUCGAGAUCGAUGGGCCGGGAGUUGAUGUCCCAGACGUGGGGCAGGACAUGUCUGAUUCCAUGGGGGAGUUUCUCUCAGCCAGCUCACACGACCUAGGCUCCGAUAGCAGCAGAUACCGGUCGGUGCCCACGGGCUCCUUUCUCCUCUCGAACAAGCCGCUGGAGUGCCCGCGGUGCAAGCGGGAGUACCCAGCUGACCGGCUGGAGGAGUUCCAGCGCCACGUCAACAAGUGCAUUGAUAGCUCCUGAGAGUCUUUGGUGGUUUUUUCCCUGUCCGCUAGAAUGCUGGAGGAGAGCUCAUGGAAUGGAAUCGCAAGGAAGAAAUUGGUGCAGGGCCUUGGUGAAGGAAUUAGGUAAGAUGGAAGGGUCAUAUUUAGCAACAGGUCCUUAGUGAAGAAGGUUAAUCACAACAUUAUCCGUUUAAUCUGAAGUGUAACCAUUUAACGUCAGUAAAUUAGCACCUAUGACUGUUAUCCGAGACUUCACCUUUUUAAUUAAAGCUAUGACGUUAACCUCAUAAGAAUUAACACAGAGUUCUUUACAGAAUAAAGUGACAGUUUGUAACGUCUACACGUGACGUAAUCAGUUUCUCCCCCCCCAAAAAAAAGAAUUAAAUCUCAGUAAUAACCCUGAGAAAUAAUUUAAGUUGCCAGAAAUCCUCCCAUUUUUUUAAUUACUGUUGUUACUUUUAUCAUCAUUAUUGAGCAUUUCUGGUAAUGAAACCCAAGAUUCCUCCUAAGGGCUGAAGGCACUGUAGCUUGUAAGCCUGAAGAAACUUGUAGGGAGGAGAUGAAGAGAAGCAGGCACACUUUUAGAGGUGGGAGGAAAACCCCAGAGGAAUAUUCUGGGUAAAACCCACGGAAUCAGGUUGGGACUGAAAACCCAAUCCACAUGUGGACCAGACUGAGAGUCAAACCCGGAGUACAGAGGCGAGAGGCUAAGAAAGAACAACUAUACACGUACAGUAUGUACAUCUACAUCAACCUGAAAUAUAUUCCAUUCAGUCCAGAGCAUGUGCAGCCAAGUUCUUUUUUUAGUCCCCAGAGUCACUGAUUGAACACGGGCCUUUGAAUGUUUACCUUCAGCAGGGCUUGCCCUUUAUUUUUUCUGACAGUAGCCCGCAGGGCUAGUAAAUUGUGAUUUUUACUAGCCUGCAAAGAUUUUUACUAGCCCAUGAAAUGUGUGAAAAAAAUAACAAUUAAAGCAGGUUUUUGACUUAAGAAGGCUGGUCCACCAAGACGUUUCUAUCAACCGCUAUCACGUGGGGUGAUAGCGGUGUGUGGGUAGACUGGUUCCCGUUCUCUACUCACUCACCCGGCAUGAUUGUCCAAUGAGGGGCUUGCGAUCAGUGGUACAGCGAAGUCACUUACGAACCGGAUUGCACCAGUUUAUGGAUGCAGUAUCAGUUUAGGGUAUCUGGUUCCCAGUACGAAUUGUAUGUUAAUUAUAUUGAUCAUGUAGAGAGGUAACUGACUACUGGAGAUCAUUGAUGCGUUGAUGAAAGGGAACUAGGUACAAUGUACACGCAGUCCCAGCAAACAAUAUGGGAUUCCAGGUGCAAGUCAGAAGUGAUGUUGGGGUUUAUUUAAUUCCAAUUAAAUAAAAUUACAUUCAUGACACACAAAAGGUAAAGCUUUUAAAUCUAGACUUUGUUUUAUUUUCUGUAAUCACAUUAGAAAAACAAGGAACGUGUUCAUAUUUUAACUUGCCCGCCAGACGACUGAGGGAAGUGUUUUGACUCGCCCGUGACGAUUUUCGCUCGCAUUUGGCUAGCAGGCGACUGCUAAGGGGAAACCCUGCCUUCAGCAGUUUGAUGAAAUCAUAAAUGUGUCCUUUCGGGCACCCCGUUUGUGAGGAAAGCAUUGCAGUUGAUGUAUAGCGGUUGCUUAGUGCCUAUCACAAAACACCCUACCAUGAGGCAAUUACACAGAGCCGCAGUUUGUGUCUAAAUCAGGCUUGGCUGAGGCUCCGGCCCUCUAAGCCUUCUCAGGCUGGCCCCAGUUCGCCAUCUUCUGCCUACGGCUUGAGUUUGGGGCACUGACAUGUUACAGUGGAGGUCCAUAGCCGGACACUGAAAUGUCAGUAAUGGACACAGUCCAAGACUAAAAAUCCAGUAAAACACCUGGUCACCAACUUCCUGGCUUUUUUUUAUUCUGAAGCUACAGAAUCUGAGAGAAGAUAAAACAGGAAUUAUGGAAAUAUCGGUCAGGCUUUCUGAUGAAAAGAAGACUGAUGAAUAGCAAGCAAUACUGUCUGGUCAAGCUGAAAAACGAAACAUUAAACAUUGCUGGGCAUAAAACGUUUAUAUACCAGCUAAGGAUGCAUUCAGUGAAUGUUUCAUGUAACUGGUUUCCUGCUGGGUUUGGUCAACACAAAGUUGAACAACCUGUCAGGAUUUUAGAGCUGUGCUAAAUAUCUGAAUAUUCGAUUGAUUAUCGAAUAUUUGAAUACUUUUUGCAAAUUUGAAUAUUCAAGUACAACAUUCAC